Molecule: messenger RNA, 1971 nt
Organism: Stereum hirsutum FP-91666 SS1
Lineage: Eukaryota; Fungi; Basidiomycota; Agaricomycetes; Russulales; Stereaceae
Exons: 10
Coding region: 1-1971 (656 amino acids)
Source: RefSeq, a predicted model, not a curated record
AUGCCAUUGAAUAUGUCCUUAGGAGUGGGUUUGAGCGGGCAGGCACAAAACACCCUGCCAUCCGACUCUGCUCGCUACGAUCCCAUCAUUGCUAACGCCACGCAUGACGGCCUCGUUCGGGUCGGCAACCUAGCACAUCAACAAGUCUGCUACCAACUUAUGCAGGCUCAGGUUGAGAUGGCGAAGCUAAAAAAAGAGGUGGAUCGGCUGUCAUGGAAUAGGAACGCGUACGAUUCCCUGAUAGCCCAGCUUUUAGGGGGAGAUCGUGGCGCUGCGACCAUCGUUUCCCUGCCCACUGGCGGUGAAGACUCCAAGGAUGUGUUUGUAUCCUCUUCUGUUCCAUCCUUAUCGAUCUCCCUUCAACAGUGCCCCGCCCAUGUUGUCCUUGGCCUCGGAAUGAAGGCGCUUACUCCGCCAACCCGUGCUGAAUGUCCGGACACUCGAUUCUGGGCCAUCUCCGACUGGAAUUCAUUCACGAAGCCGGCCGCACAGACAAAAAAAGGAGGUAACCACUCCGUUUUAUAUACUGAGCUCUCUCACCAGCAAGCCGACGACAUGCGAGUGUGUAUCUACAGCCUGUUCCUGUCGCUUGCGUCGACUGGCCAGGCUCCGUCGCAAUCAGGCUCCCUUGGGCAUGAGGCUCUGGAAUAUAUCCACGGCAACCUAGCCACGGCAUUCCCGCCUCUUCUCCGCUGCGAAGGUGGUCACUGGAAGAUUGACAAGCUAAUUUCUCAGCUUUACUCGAACUGGUGGCGCGACCGUGGAAAGAAAUACAUUCCACCUGCCGGACACGACAACUUGCCUCUGCCCAAGCGCGAGGCUUCCGAGGCACCUAUGCCAGAGACACCCGCUCCAAAGAGGCCACGGCCAGCGGCACCACCCGCAAUGUCGACCAUACCACGUCCGAAAUCUCGUCCAUCUGUUAAUCCGCAAGAGUUUCGCAGGACCGACCAGCCAAAACCGACAUCUAUUCCAUCUGUGUCGCUGAAUGUAUCACUUAGACCUGCUGAAGUAAUUGGUGCGUCUUUUCCCUUUUCCAUUACCUUCGAGUUCGCCCCUUUCAAUAUAAGACCGACAUCCACGCUAGCACUGGCUCCCACAGAUACACCUUCUGCGAUACCUUCUGCGUGGUCCGAUCCGAACAUGCAUAUUCCAUCAAGUUUGCCCCGCACGUCGCCGCCAUCAACGCCUUCGACUUUAGCCAUACCGUGCGAACAAGAGCUAAGGCCAUUCCCGACGUCGGAUCCACCUGCGACGGCGACAUCGACGGUAGAUCAAGUUCCAGUAUUGUUGACGAAGACAGCGAUGCCGUUGGCGGACAUGGAUGUUGAUUCUCUGUCCGCAACGCCGUCACAUCCAGCGCCCCGACCAAUUCACGCUGAAGCAGACGAACACAAGGCUUCACAACCACCUAUAUCACCUCGUCUCAAGCCUGCUGUCGUCGCGAAUGAAGCAAACCCUGGCGCCAUCCGCGAAGAUGCAACUGUCCUGAACGAGGCGGAUGCAGAUGUUGUACUAAGUGCAGCACGGGAUGAGGCUGACACUAACAAGAGCUCGGUCACCCCGACUGGGGGGUCUACCAUGUUGGAUAACGACGCACUUACAACACCAGCGACACCCUUGCUCCCUAUGGAUAUACCUCAAGAUGUUGUGAAGACUGCGCUUUCCAAGGAGCCCAAGGCAGCGGGGGGAUCGAAGAAGAAGGGCGGACGGGGUGGGCAAGGUAAGUUAGCGAAGGAUUACUACGACAAUAGCGACUACAAGGAAAAGAGCGUCAAACUCGGACUCUGGCUCACAGAGCACCCGGAAGGUCUUCAAGCUGUCUUCGAGAAGGAGUACUCGAAGUAUCUCACCCUGCCUUUGGACAACAUAUCUAGAGUCGAGGUAUGGAACGAGAUGAAACAACGGGCUGAUACAGCUGGUGUGAAACCCCGCAAGCAGACCCAAUCAAAGGCUAGCGCAAGCGGCUAG